Labeo rohita (rohu) is the source of this 1415-nucleotide messenger RNA. RefSeq lists its product as uncharacterized. The transcript is spliced from 6 exons. The coding region runs from base 97 to 876 and encodes 259 amino acids. The record is from RefSeq and is a predicted model, not a curated record. NCBI's taxonomy places the organism in Eukaryota, Metazoa, Chordata, Actinopteri, Cypriniformes, Cyprinidae.
AUCACUCUCCACAUGUUUUGGACUGCGAUUAGAUGUAUUUGCACCUUUGAGCAAAAUAAAGAAAAAUAAUAAGUAAGUGUACUUUGUAAAACAAAAAUGCCACGUAGAUGUUUGAUGCUGGUCACCAUUGUUGUGUUCAUCACCACCGAAGCUGUUUCAGGUGAAGAUGUGAAGAAAGCAGUGGGUGAUGUGGUGUGUUUUCGUCCAGACAAAAUACAUCCUAAUGUCACCAGCCUUAUAUGGAAACAGAGAAGCAGCAGUGGAAUUGUUGUCAAGGCGAUUGAAUGGGAUGAUGAUGGGACUAAAAUCCCAAACCAGAGAUUCCAAAACAUCACAACCCUUAAUAACGAGACUGGAGAAAUCACUAUAUCUAAGUUAACUGUCAAACACAGUGGAGUUUAUACCAUUGACAUCAACAGUAAAGAGCAGGAACAAAGAUUCCUGUUGACUGUUGUGGAGCGGGUCCCUAAACCUGUGAUAAAAAUAGAGAUGAGCACUAACCCUGAUGUUGUGUAUGUAAUAUGCGAGUACAGUGAAACGAUCAUCUGGAAGAAUUCUUCUGGAGAAACACUAGGCUCAAAGCACUAUCCGAAAGGAGAGUUCAUCGCAGUUAAAAAACAAGGAAAUCCAGAAAACUACUUAACCUGCACGCUCAAGAACGCCAUCAGUGAGGAGACCAGUGAUCCGGUCUAUGAGAGAGAUCUGUUUAAAGAUUCAAACUCAAGUCUUGUCAUUUCAAUCAUCAUUCCUUUGAUUGCUGUGGUUCUCGUCAUCCUUCUCCUGUUUCUCAUAAUUCGUUUUCACGGUCAUUUUGCUGCUUGCCGGAGAAACCCAAGAUUUACAAAAGAUCUGGAGUUUGAAGAUUCCUCAGCCUGAGCCCUCUCUCAUCUGAAAGAUAUCAAAGACAAGAUGCUCAAAACAUUGCCAUAUUUCAAUAAUUUAAAAAUGCUUUUAAAUGUUCAUCAUAUAUAUAUAUAUAAGCGUGAGACACUGCCAGUGAAUAUGGUAAAAAAAAAAACAAAAAAACAAAAAGCAAAAACCUAAUAGUUAUCACCUUACUUCGCAAAUGAGGCAUUUUUUAAUGAAAUAUGCGCUAAUUUACAUACAUUUCUAGUACAAAAAUCUAAACACUGGAUGAAGUCAGUUUAAAAAUUCUUGUUGAAUUUUUUUGACAUAUUGGAGUCAAAAGUUUUUACAGAAGGAAUUUAGUCACUCCAUAAAAAAACUUUGAACAGACAGAAAACAACAUAUUUUUACUGUUUUUUUGUGAGAAUAAAACGUAUAAAAUCAAGCAAAUUAUAUAUGAACAAAUCCAUCUGUAAAAACCUUCAGGAUAUAGACAGGAAUAAAAAUGUGUAGAAGAAAAAACUCAUUUUGAGAAAACGGUCUUUAAAAUAUGAAUUACAAUUAAAAUC